This is a messenger RNA of Dentiscutata erythropus, 1911 nucleotides long. The record is from the annotation of a GenBank genome assembly. NCBI's taxonomy places the organism in Eukaryota, Fungi, Glomeromycota, Glomeromycetes, Diversisporales, Gigasporaceae.
AUGGUCGGACUUCACGAAAUUAUUAAAAAACGCAUUCUAAACGCAAUUAAAUCUGUAAAUGCACCUGGUGGCUGGAAGGUCGUAGUAGUAGAUGACCAUUCACUAAAGGUUAUUGAAUCUACGUGUAAGACCUUCGACAUUCUCGAAGAGAAAGUUACCUUGGUAGAAAACCUUCAACAAACCCGCCAACCUAAUCCAAGUUUUGAUGCUGUUUAUAUCAUUACUCCGUCACAUAAUUCUGUCGAAAAGGUGAUUGAGGACUUUACUAGACAAAAGCCUCCUUUAUAUGCUGGCGCUCAUAUAUUUUUCAUAUCUCCUCCUGAUGAUCCGAUCUUUCAAAGGUUGCGCUCUUCUUUACCUCCGAAUUUCUUAAAAUCAUUUGAAAUACUCUAUAUUGAUUUUCAUGUUCGAGAAUCUCAAGUAUAUUCCUUAGAAUCUCCCUCAAGCUUCUUCAAAUUAUAUUCACCUGAUGAAAGUCCUUUGUUUGAUGGUGAACUGAGAAAACUUGCAAAGCAGCUCCUUUCCGUUUGUGUUUCAUUAGGUGAAGAAAACCCUUUAAUACGUUUUCAAAGGGGAAUUGAGUCUGAUCAUGCAACGAAAGAACUAUCUUUAAAAUUAGCUCAAAUAGUACAAGCCGAGUUCGAUGAACAUGCAAGAAAUAGAAGACGUCAAUCACCUCCACAAGAUAUACAACGUCCACGAGCUGUUUUAUUUAUUGUAGACCGAUCUAUUGAUAUGUACACUCCAAUAUUACAUGAAUUUACUUACCAAGCUAUGGCAAAUGAUGUUUUGCAAAUUGAAAAUGGUCGAAAGUUUACCUACAAUUAUACUGCACAAGACGGUUCAACUGCAACGAAAGAUGCUAUUUUAGAUGAAUCUGACACUAUUUGGGUUGAUAUACGACAUAAACAUAUGAAAGAUUGUAUUGAUCAGCUUAAGGGUGAUUUAAAUAAAUUUUUAGAAGAAAACUCUACUAUUACUAACAAAGAUAAAGAAGCAAAUUUAAAUGAUAUGAAAAAAAUGCUGGCAACACUGCCUCAAUUUCAAGAUAUGAAGGAUAAGUAUUCGGUCCAUUUGAGUAUUGCACACGAAUGUAUGAAUGUAUUUGAUAGCGAAAGACUCCCUGAAAUAGCUACAAUUGAACAGAAUUGCGCCACUGGAUACACUUCUGAUGGUCGUCAUCCAAAAACACUGGUUGAAGACAUGGUGCCAUUAUUAGAUAGUGCCUUUGUUAGUUCAUAUACUAAAGUGAGAGUUCUCAUGCUUUACAUGAUGUAUAAGAAUGGUAUAUUAGAGGAAGAUAGGCGUAAACUUUUGGCUCACGCGAGGAUCUCCUUACCAGAAAAUGAUGCCAUCAAUAAUUUAACAAUGUUUGGUGUUAAAUUGAUUAGGAGUCAUAUUAAUAAAACAAUAGAUCAUACCGCAUAUCCAUAUACAAGGGAUCCAACAGGCGAUCCUGAUGAGGUUAAGGUUUUACCGCAAGGUCCUGUUUCUCUAAGAAGUGCUCGAGCUGGAUGGAGUAAGAAAGGUCAAACGGCUGCAGGAAAUCCUCGUAUCAUAGUAUUUGUAGCUGGUGGUGUUACAUACUCUGAACUUCGUUCUGCUUAUGAGCUAUCAAACAAAUAUAGUAGAGAUGUUGUCAUCGGUUCAUCACAUAUUACAACACCUCAACAAUUCAUCGAUGAUUUAAAGCGUCUUCGCAGGCAUCCUAACCCUAACCAAUCUUACUCAUCACCUCAGUCGGUGCACACACCACCUUCUCGUGCAGGAAACCAAAAUUAUGGUGGUAUAAAUCCAUCAUCCUUUUUUAAUAGAGCACCAUCAUCUUCAUCUUCUGCAUCCUCUGGCGGUUAUCAUCCACCACAACAAGGUGGAUAUUUCUCAGGAUCACGAUCCAAACCUUUUUUUUGA